Molecule: messenger RNA, 3031 nt
Organism: Amphiprion ocellaris (clown anemonefish)
Lineage: Eukaryota; Metazoa; Chordata; Actinopteri; Pomacentridae
Gene: prpf40a
Product: PRP40 pre-mRNA processing factor 40 homolog A
Exons: 27
Coding region: 75-2714 (879 amino acids)
Biological process (GO): mRNA cis splicing, via spliceosome
Cellular component (GO): U2-type prespliceosome; U1 snRNP
Molecular function (GO): protein binding; RNA binding
Source: RefSeq, a predicted model, not a curated record
GGAGCUGAACCAAUCGUUUUGCUCGUUGUUGAGAGGUGCUCGAAUUUCUCCGAGGUUCUGACCCUCUCGUCAACAUGUCAUCAUCGGAGGCUAAUAAUGGCCCGAGCCAAGCGCCACCUUAUCCAGGUGUACCGCCCUCAGGGAUACCUCCCCCAUUUAUGGGACCACCAGGAAUACCCCCUCACUUUCCUCCCAUUGGAAUGCCUCCUAUGGGACAACGACCUCCCAGCAUGACACCUAUGCCCCCUGGCAUAAUUCCCCCUGGCAUAAUGCCACCAAUGGGGGCACCGCCAAUGGGACAGAUGCCAGGCAUGAUGCCACCUAUGAUGCCAGGAAUGAUGAUGCCCCCUCGCAUGCCAGCUGCGGCUGUACAGCCAACAGGACCGCCUGGCGUUGACUCUACAGCUGCUGCACCAGGAACAUCUAGUACCACUAAUGGAUCCCCACAGGAAGAACAGCCGAAGAAGAAGUCCCUGUGGACAGAACACAAAUCACUGGAUGGGAAGACCUAUUAUUACAAUACAGAGACAAAGCAGUCGACAUGGGAGAAACCGGAUGAGCUCAAAUCUCCUGCAGAGCAAAUGCUGUCUAAAUGCCCUUGGAAGGAGUACAAGUCAGACACAGGGAAGCCUUAUUAUUACAACUCUCAGACAAAGGAGUCCAGAUGGACCAAACCCAAAGAGCUGGAGGAUCUGGAAGCUAUGAUCAAAGCAGAGGAGAAUGGAACGGCAGAGGCAGCAGCCCCUGGAACCACAGCAGCUCCUACAGUGCAAGCGGAUAAUAUAGCCACUAUGGCGACCGUAAUGGAGGUGGAAACUGCAACAGCAGCCUCAGAGGAGCACCUGUCCCAGGCGGCCGUGCAUCUCACAGCUGAGGCCAAGAUCGCUGAAGCACCUGUGGCUUCCUCUGAGAGUUCAGCCGCCACAGAGACCCCAGCCAGUAUUGAAGUCCCCAAGGAAGAACGGCCAGAAAUGCAAAAGAAAACUUACAAAUGGAACACAAAAGAGGAGGCCAAGCAGGCCUUCAAAGAGCUGCUGAAGGAGAAGGGUGUGUCCUCAAACUCCUCAUGGGAACAGGCCAUGAAAAUGAUAAUCAAUGAUCCUCGCUACAGUGCACUUCCCAAACUGAGCGAAAAGAAGCAGGCGUUCAAUGCCUACAAAGUCCAAACAGAGAAGGAAGAAAAGGAGGAGGCCAGAAUUAAAUACAAGGAGUCCAAAGAGACUUUCCAGAGGUUCUUGGAGAACCAUGACAAGAUGACAUCUACUACCAGAUACAAGAAAGCGGAACAGAUGUUUGCUGAACUUGAAGUGUGGAGUUGUGUUCCUGAGAGAGACAGGUUGGAGAUCUAUGAAGAUGUGUUGUUCUACCUCGCAAAAAAAGAGAAGGAGCAAGCCAAGCAGCUUAGAAAGAGGAACUGGGAAGCUCUGAAGAACAUUCUAGACAACAUGGCCAACGUCACAUACCGGACCACCUGGUCUGAGGCCCAGCAGUAUCUACUAGACAACCCGACCUUUGCAGAGGAUGAGGAGCUGCAGAAUAUGGAUAAAGAAGAUGCCCUUAUUUGUUUUGAGGAGCACAUUCGGGCACUGGAGAAGGAAGAGGAGGAAGAGAAACAAAAGACUCUUCUAAGGGAAAGACGACGACAGCGCAAGAACAGAGAGGCCUUCCAGAAAUUCCUGGACGAGCUCCACGACCACGGCCAGCUUCACUCCAUGUCUGCCUGGAUGGAGAUGUACCCGACCCUGAGCUCAGACAUCCGCUUUGCCAACAUGCUGGGCCAGCCGGGUUCUACUCCUUUGGACCUGUUCAAAUUCUAUGUGGAAGACCUCAAAGCCCGCUACCACGAUGAAAAAAGGAUAAUCAAAGAUAUUCUUAAGGACAAAGGAUUCCUGGUUGAAGUCAACACCAGUUUUGAUGACUUUGGAUCAGUUAUCAGCUCAGACAAGAGAGCCACCACGCUGGAUGCAGGAAACAUCAAGCUGGCCUUCAACAGUUUACUGGAGAAGGCUGAGGCCAGAGAGAGAGAACGAGAGAAAGAGGAGGCCAGGAAGAUGAAGAGAAAAGAAGCGGCCUUUAAGAACAUGCUGAAGCAGGCCACACCACCACUGGAGCCAGAGGCUACAUGGGAGGGAGUCAGAGAGAGAUUCUUGAAAGAAUCUGCCUUUGAAGACGUGACUCUGGAGUCAGAGAGGAAAAGAAUAUUCAAAGACUUCAUGCAUGUCUUGGAGCAUGAAUGUCAACAUCAUCACUCUAAGACAAAGAAGCACUCGAAGAAGUCCAAGAAGCACCACAGGAAACGAUCCCGCUCUCGAUCAGGCUCAGAGUCUGAGGACGAUGAAUAUCACAAGAAGAAAAAGAGGUCACAGUCCAAAUCCCCCUCAGAACGCUCAUCCAGUGGAGAAUCUGAGAGAAGCUAUAAAAAAUCCAAGAAGCACAAGAAGAAGGCCAAGAAGAGACGCCACAAGUCUGCAUCGCCAGAUUCUGACAGUGAGAAGAAAGGAAGAGAGCGCGAUGGAAAGCGCGAGAAGGACAUAGAGAAGGAUAAAGAGAACGACAAGUCUCGGGGGAAAUCUCGUUCUGACUCUAAACAGAAAUCUCCUAAAAGGAAAGCAGCUAAAGAGGAGGGUGGCUGGGAUACUUCAGGCAGUGAGCUGAGUGAAGGAGAGCUGGAGAAAAGGAGAAGAACUUUACUGGAACAGCUUGAUGCGCCUUGAUAACACUUCUGCUACGGUUGUCUUGUAUUUGUACACUUCUACAAACAUGCAUUCCCCUCCAGGCUCGUCUGACCGCUCAUCACACCGCCUGCCCACGAUGGACUGUGAGAAAACAACUCUGACUGGUAUUUAUGGGAAUGUGCUACACUGAGCUGAUUUUGUGACUAAUUGGAUAUCAGGAAAUUGAUCAGCGGGUCAACUGUUUAAUGUCGAAUUGUCUUUUGUUAGCUUCAAGUAUUUUCUUUAGUUGGCUGUAGUUGUACAUGUUUUCCAUUGCCAAUGAUUUUUAUAUUCAAUUAAAAGCAUAUCCUAAUGUC